AUGGCGGAGGCCGUACUCAGCCAGAUUUCGGGCGACUUUCUGGAGUGUACGAUCUGCCUGGAGCCCUACAAGGACCCCAAGAUCCUGCUGUGUCUUCACACCUUCUGUAAGGACUGUCUGGAGAAGUUUGUAGCAAAACAAAGUAAAGUAAAGGACAAGUUUCCGUGUCCAACAUGUCGGAUCGAAACUGUACUUCCGGAAGGCGGUGUCGCCGGGCUCAAAAACAACUUCUUUGUCCUGAGCUUGAGGGACACCGUCGACGCUCACAAGGGUUUGGUUAGCAAGGAAGAUGACAAAGUGACUUGUGAUAACUGUGAAGAACAUGUGGCUAAUUUCGGCUGUGUUGUCUGUGAAGAGUUCUUGUGUGACGAAUGUGCUCGAGGCCACCGCCGCGGCAAACGUACACGUGACCAUGAAGUCAUCGGAGUGGCGGAAUUAAAAGAGCAACUGAUCACCAAGACGUCAUCGGUCAAGUCAAGAUCACUGCCGAUGUGUCCAAAACACGAAGACGAGAAGCUGAAGUUCUACUGUGAGACGUGCCAGAGUCCCAUCUGCCGAGACUGCACAGUACUGCAGCACAAAGACCACAAGUACGGCUUGUUGGCAGACGUUGUGAGUGACGUCAGGGCAAAGAUCAAAGGCAACCUGGAAGCUGCCAGGCCGAAAAUUAAAGAAUACCGAGACGCUGCAAGUGUCACAGCCAAGAAGCAAGCAGAACUGGACACCAGGAGUAAGAAAGCUGCAGACGACAUCGAUGCAGCUGCGGAGGAAGAGAUCAAGUACUACACUGGCCUUGUCCGACGCAAACAGACUGAACUGAAAGAAAAGUUAGCGGCCGUCACAGCAGCCCGUUCCAAGCAGCUCUCUGCUACAGCAGACAGUGUUGAGAGCACCUUAGGCUGUCUGUCCAGCACAGUGGACUUCUCACAGAAAGUCGUGGAGCAUGGCAGUGACUUUGACGUCAUGAACGUGUACUGUGACGUCACGGCCCGGCUGGAGUCUCUGCUGAAAGGUCCAACCCCGGACAUUCCUGACGACAUCAGUUACGUCAUGUUUGAUCCUAGGAAGAAAGGGGGGAAAAGGGAAAUCAUCCUUGGCGACAUUGUCGAUCACCCUGGUACUCCGAAGCAAGGACGAAACCAGACCACGGCCACACAAGCUGUUCAGGACAGAGCCAGAGGCCGUCCAGGCCCUAUCACUCGAGAUUCUUCCUUCCGUACUGCCAAGUUGACCACCCUGGGCGCCAGCGGCCGUCUUGGCCCCACUACCCUGGGUACCCACUACAGGGGACAGGACCAUGAACACCUGGUGACGCUACAUGACGGGAUACAACACUUCACUGUACCGCGGACGGGAACGUACAGCAUAGAGACAGCGGAUUCUUAUUUCCAAAAUGUCAAGUUGACCACCCUGGGCGCCAGGGGCCGUCGGGGCCCCACUACCCUGGGUACCCACUACAGAGGACAGGACCAUGAACACCUGGUGACGCUACAUGACGGGAUACAACACUUCACUGUACCGCGCACGGGAACGUACAGCAUAGAGGCAGCGGGGAGGGGUAACGACAUCCCAAAGUCCGCCCGAGGACGGGGUGCCGUACUGAGGGGAACAUUUAACCUCAAACAAGGUAAAACUCUGAAGAUCCUGGUGGGACAAGAAGGUGAUGAGAGUUGGGAGACCCAAGAUAUAGGAGGAGGGGGUGGUACGUUUGUCACCGGGGGAGACAACACGCCACUCAUUAUAGCCGGGGGUGGGGGUGGGGGAAGGGCUGGACUACUGACCCAUAACCCCCUGUGUGACGGGACUGUGUCCACUACUGGUAACAAGAGUUAUGGAGAAACUUGUAGCGGAGGAUCUAACGGACAGGGGGCGACAGAAUGGAAGAGUGACCACAUAGGUGGGGGAGGGGGAGGGCUGCUGACGGAUGGAGGGAGUUCUAAAUGGUUUGGAGGCGACAGUUGUGAGCACGGUGGGGGAGGUGGGAAGGCGUUUGUGAAUGGCGGGGUUGGAGGGGAGGGGGCAGAUUAUAGAGCUAAUGGUGGGUUUGGUGGAGGGGGAGGGAGUUGUGGAAAAGGUGGAGGAGGCGGUGGGGGAGGAGGGUUCUCAGGGGGAGGCAGGGGAGAGUGUUGUUUCCUAAAUGGCGGAGGAGGCGGAGGUUCGUUUAACUCUGGUACUAACACGAGCGGUCAGGAUGGGGCAAACGACGGACCCGGGAGUCCCCACUGGCAGGUGAGAAGGUCAUUCCCUUACUACUACGUAAAGCAUACAGGUGCGGUCAUGGUGGAGGCCGUAGUCAACCAGAUUUCGGGCGACUUUCUGGAGUGUACGAUCUGCCUGGAGCCCUAUAAGGACCCCAAAAUCCUGCCGUGUCUUCACACCUUCUGUAAGGACUGUCUGGAGAAGUUUGUAGCGAAACAAAGUAAAGUAAAGGACAGGUUUCCGUGUCCAACAUGUCGGAUCGAAACUGUACUUCCGGAGGGCGGAGUCGCCGGGCUCAAAAACAACUUCUUUGUCCUGAGCUUGAGGGACACCGUCGACGCUCACAAGAGUUUGGUUAGCAAGGAGGAUGACAAAGUGACUUGUGACAACUGCGAAGAACAUGUGGCUAAUUUCGGCUGUGUUGUCUGUGAAGAGUUCUUGUGUGAAGAAUGUGGUAGAGUCCACCGCCGCGGCAAACGUACACGUGACCAUGAAGUCAUCGGAGUGGCAGAACUAAAAGAGCAACUGAUCACCAAGACGUCAUCGGUCAAGUCAAGAUCACUGCCGAUGUGUCCAAAACAUGAAGACGAGAAGCUGAAGUUCUACUGUGAGACGUGUCAGAGCCCCAUCUGCCGAGACUGCACGGUACUGCAGCACAAAGACCACAAGUACAGCUUGUUGGCAGACGUUGUGCGUGACGUUAGGGCAAAGAUCAAAGGCGACCUGGAAGCUGCCAGACCGAAAAUUAAAGAAUACCGAGACGCUGCAAAGGCCACAGCCACAAAACAAGCAGCACUGGACACCAGGAGUAAGAAAGCUGCAGACGACAUCGAUGCAGCUGCGGAGGAAGAGAUCAAGUACUACACUGGCCUGGUCAGACGCAAACAGACUGAACUGAAAGAAACGUUAGCGGCCGUCACAGCAGCCCGUUCCAAGCAGCUCUCUGCUACAGCAGACAGUGUUGAGAGCACCUUAGGCUGUCUGUCCAGCACAGUGGACUUCUCACAGAAAGUCGUGGAGCAUGGCAGUGACUUUGACGUCAUGAACGUGUACUGUGACGUCACGGCCCGGCUCGAGUCUCUGCUGAAAGGUCCAACCCCGGACAUUCCUGACGACAUCAGUUACGUCAGAUCACCCUGGUACUCCGAAGCAAGGAAAAAACAGACCACGACCACGUUCAAAGCUGUUCAGGACAGAGCCAGAGGCCGUCCAGGCCCUAUCACUCGAGAUUCUUCCUUCCGUAUUGCCAAGUUGACCGCCCUGGGCGCCAGCGGCCGUCUGGGCUCCAGUACCCUGGGUACCCACUACAGGGGACAGGACCAUGAACACCUGGUGACGCUACAUGACGGGAUACAACACUUCACUGUACCGGGGACGGGAACGUACAGCAUAGAGGCAGCGGGUGCUGCUGCAGGGUGGGGUGUGGAGAACCCGAAGUCCGUCCGAGGACGGGGUGCCGUACUGAGGGGAACAUUUAACCUCAAACAAGGUGAAACUCUGAAGAUCCUGGUGGGACAAGAAGGUGCUGAGAACACGGCUCGCCAGAGUGUAGGAGGAGGGGGCGGUACAUUUGUCACCAGGGGAGACAACACGCCACUCAUUAUUGCCGGGGGUGGGGGAGGGGUGGGGUAUGGAACCACCCAUAACCCCCUGUGUGACGGAACUGUGUCCACUACUGGUAAUAAGAGUUAUGGAGGAACCGGUUGUAGUGGAGGAUCUAACGGACAGGGGGCGACAGAAUGGAAGGAUGACUGGAUGGGCGGGGGAGGGGGAGGGCUUCUGACGGAUGGAGGGAGUUCUAAAUGGUUUGGAGGCGACAGUUGUGAUCACGGUGGGGAAGGUGGGAAGGCGUUUGUGAAUGGCGGGGUUGGAGGGCGUGGGAGAUGUAAUAAUGCUGAUGGUGGGUUUGGUGGAGGGGGAGGGAGUGAAGGGGCUGGUGGUGGAGGAGGUGGGGGAGGGGGGUACUCAGGGGGAGGCAGGGGAGAGAACAUUAUCCCAAAUGGCGGAGGAGGAGGCGGUUCGUUUAACUCCGGUACUGACAUGAGCGGUCAGGAUGGGGCAAACGACGGACCCGGGUAUGUGGUCAUCACCAGACAAGUGAGUCCCCACUGGCAGGUGAGAAGGUCAUUCCCUUACUAUUACGUAAAGCAUACAGGUGUGGUCAUGGCGGAGGCCGUACUCAACCAGAUUUCGGGCGACUUUCUGGAGUGUACGAUCUGCCUGGAGCCCUACAAGGACCCCAAGAUCCUGCCGUGUCUUCACACCUUCUGUAAGGACUGUCUGGAGACGUUUAUAGCGAAACAAAGUAAAGUAAAAGACAGGUUUCCGUGUCCAACAUGUCGGAUCGAAACUGUACUGCCGGAGGGCGAAGUCGCCGGGCUCAAAAACAACUUCUUUGUCCUGAGCUUGAGGGACAUCGUUGAAUCUCACAGGACUCUAGCUAGUAAUGACAAAGUGCCUUGUGAUGUCUGUGAAGAAGUGGCUAAUUUCGGUUGUGUAGUCUGUGAAGAGUUCUUGUGUGAGGACUGCGCCCGUACUCACCGUCGUGCUAAACGUACACGUGACCAUGAAGUCAUCGGAGUGGCGGAAGUAAAAGAGCAACUGAUCACCAAGACGUCAUCGGUCAAGUCGACAUCACUGCCGAUGUGUCCAAAACAUGAAGACGAGAAGCUGAAGUUCUACUGUGAGACGUGUCAGAGUCCCAUCUGCCGAGACUGCACAGUACUGCAGCACAAAGACCACAAGUAUGGCUUGCUGGCCGACGUUGUGAGUGACGUCAGGACAAAGAUCAAAGAUAACCUGGAAGCUGCCAGACCGAAAAUAGAGGAGUACCGAGGCACUGCAAGUGUCGCAGCCAAGAAGCAAGCAGAACUGGACACCAGGCGUAAGAAAGUUGCAGACGACAUCGAUGCAGCUGCGGAGGAAGAGAUCAAGUACUACACUGGCCUUGUCAGACGCAAGCAGACUGAACUGAAAGAAAAGUUAGCGGCCGUCACAGCAGCCCGUUCCAAGCAGCUCUCUGCUACAGCAGACAGUGUUGAGAGCACCUUAGGCUGUCUGUCCAGCACAGUGGACUUCUCACAGAAAGUCGUGGAGCAUGGCAGUGACUUUGACGUCAUGAACGUGUACUGUGACGUCACGGCCCGGCUGGAGUCUCUGCUGAAAGGUCCAACCCCGGACAUUCCUGACGACAUCAGUUACAUGAGGUUUGAUCCUAGGACGGAAAGGAGAGAAACGGAAAUCAUCCUUGGCAACAUUGUCGAUCGCUGCUUUAAGUUGACCACUCUGGGCGCCAGCGGCCGUCUGGGCCCCACUACCCUGGGUACCCACUACAGGGGACAGGACCAUGAACACCUGGUGACGCUACAUGACGGGAUACAACACUUCACUGUACCGGGGACGGGAACGUACAGCAUAGAGGCAGCGGGUGCUGCUGCAGGUUGGGGUGUGAGUGACCCGAAGUCCGCCCGAGGACGGGGUGCCGUACUGAGGGGAACAUUUAACCUCAAACAAGGAGAAAUUCUGAAGAUCCUGGUGGGACAAGAAGGCACUGAGAACACAGAAAGCUCUGGUGUAGGAGGAGGGGGCGGUACGUUUGUCACCAGGGGAGACAACACGCCACUCAUUAUCGCCGGAGGUGGGGGAGGGGCGGGGGACCUACUGACUCAUAACCCCCUGUGUGACGGGACUGUGUCCACUACUGGUAACAAGAGUUAUGGAGGAACUGGUUGUAGUGGAGGAUCUAACGGACAGGGGGCGACAGAAAGGAAGGGCCUCUUCAUGGGGGGAGGGAGUGUGGCCAUGGCGGAGGCCGUACUCAACCAGAUUUCGGGCGACUUUCUGGAGUGUACGAUCUGCCUGGAGCCCUACAAAGACCCCAAGAUCCUGCCGUGUCUUCACACCUUCUGUAAGGACUGUCUGGAGACGUUUAUAGCGAAACAAAGUAAAGUAAAAGACAGGUUUCCGUGUCCAACAUGUCGGGUCGAAACUGUACUGCCGGAGGGCGGAGUCGCCAGGCUCAAAAACAACUUCUUUGUCCUGAGCUUGAGGGACACCGUUGAAUCUCACAGGACUCUUGCUAGUAAUGACAAAAUGCCUUGUGAUGUCUGUGAAGAAGUGGCUAAUUUCGGUUGUGUUGUGUGUGAAGAGUUCUUGUGUGAGGACUGCGCCCGAACUCACCGUCGUGCUAAACGUACACGUGACCAUGAAGUCAUCGGAGUUGCGGAAUUAAAAGAGCAGCUGAUCAUCAAGACGUCAUCGGUCAAGUCGACAUCACUGCCGAUGUGUCCAAAACAUGAAGACGAGAAGCUGAAGUUCUACUGUGAGACGUGCCAAAGCCCCAUCUGCCGAGACUGCACAGUACUGCAGCACAAAGACCACAAGUACGACUUGCUGGCCGACGUUGUGGGUGACGUCAGGGCAAAGAUCAAAUGCAACCUGGCAACUGCCGGGGCAAAAAUUGAAGAAUACCGAGACGCUGCAAGUGUCACAGCCACAAAACAAGCAGAACUGGACACCAGGAGUAAGAAAGCUGCAGACGACAUCGAUGCAGCUGCGGAGGAAGAGAUCAAGUACUACACGGGCCUUGUCAGACGCAAGCAGACUGAACUGAAAGAAAAGUUAGCGGUCGUCACAACAGCCCGUUCCAAGCAGCUCUCUGCUACAGCAGAUAGUGUUGAGAGCACCUUAGGCUGUCUGUCCAGCACAGUGGACUUCUCACAGAAAGUCGUGGAGCAUGGCAGUGACUUUGACGUCAUGAACGUGUACGCUGACGUCACGGCCCGCCUGGAGUCUCUGCUGAAAGGUCCAACCCCGGACAUUCCUGACGACAUCAGUUACGUCAGGUUUGAGCCAAGGAGGGAAAAGGAAGAAAGAGAAGUCGUCCUUGGUGAAAUUGUUGAUUCGUCUUUCCGAACUGCCAAGUUGACCACCCUGGGCGCCAGCGGCCGUCGGGGCCCCACUACCCUGGGUACCCACUACAGGGGACAGGACCAUGAACACCUGGUGACGCUGCAUGACGGGAUACAACACUUCACUGUACCGCGGACCGGAACGUACAGCAUAGAGACAGCGGGUGCUGCUGCAGGGUGGGGUCCGUUAAACCCGAAGUCCGCCCGAGGACGGGGUGCCGUACUGAGGGGAACAUUUAACCUCAAACAAGGAGAAACACUGAAGAUCCUGGUGGGACAAGAAGGCGCUGAGAUAAUAGAAAGCUCUGGUGUAGGAGGAGGGGGCGGUACGUUUGUCACCACGGGAGACAACACGCCACUCAUUAUCGCCGGGGGUGGGGGAGGGGGAGGGAGGGGACUACAGACUCAUAACCCCCUGUGUGACGGGACUGUGUCCACUACUGGUAACAAGAGUUAUGGAGGACCUGGUUGUAGUGGAGGAUCUAACGGACAGGGGGCGACAGAAUGGAAGGGUGACUACAUUGGUGGGGGCGGGGGAGGGCUGCUGACGGAUGGAGGGAGUUCUAAACGGUUUGGAGGCGACAGUUGUGAGAAGGGUGGGGAAGGUGGGAAGGCGUUUGUGAAUGGCGGGGUUGGAGGGUGUGGGGCAAGUAAUUAUGCUGGUGGUGGGUUUGGUGGAGGGGGAGGGAGUGAAGGGGCUAGUGGUGGAGGAGGUGGGGGAGGGGGGUACUCAGGGGGAGGCAGGGGAGAGAAUUAUUACCCAAAUGGCGGCGGCGGAGGCGGUUCGUUUAACUCCGGUACUGACACGAGCGGUCAGGAUGGGGCAAACGACGGACCCGGGUAUGUGGUCAUCACCAGACAAGUGUAGGAACCAACCAACAAACAAACAAUAGUCAAACUUUAUGUCGCCGUGUCAAGAGGACGUUUAAAACCACAUGAUAUCAUUGCAUGCACUGAAAUGGAAAAAAAGACAAACACGAGGCAUAGAACAGUUCCAUACAGAUAGACUGACAUGGCCAUGGGGACACCAAAAGUGCACAUAUUCCAGCAGAUUUCUUUUACCCACUAUAUAUCCAUGAUGUAGGUUUUGCUUGUAACAGUAUGACAGUAUUAAAUGUUACUCAAGCUUGACACUCAUGCGAACAACGGAACGAAAUGAGAGUAGGUGAUAUAUAACGUUAUGCAAGCAGUAAAAUUACUGUGUGUGGACGUUAUUAAUGUAGCUAAGUUAACUACCAACAGGGUGUGGGGUCGU
Molecule: messenger RNA, 8364 nt
Organism: Branchiostoma belcheri (Belcher's lancelet)
Lineage: Eukaryota; Metazoa; Chordata; Leptocardii; Amphioxiformes; Branchiostomatidae
Exons: 20
Coding region: 1-7977 (2658 amino acids)
Molecular function (GO): zinc ion binding
Source: RefSeq, a predicted model, not a curated record